Messenger RNA from Fulvia fulva, 3201 nucleotides. RefSeq names its product Saccharolysin. Lineage: Eukaryota; Fungi; Ascomycota; Dothideomycetes; Mycosphaerellales; Mycosphaerellaceae. Gene Ontology annotation, biological process: protein ubiquitination; peptide metabolic process; proteolysis. Bases 1 to 3201 code for a protein of 1066 amino acids. Gene Ontology annotation, cellular component: mitochondrial intermembrane space. The transcript has 4 exons. Gene Ontology annotation, molecular function: metalloendopeptidase activity; ubiquitin-protein transferase activity; protein binding. The record is from RefSeq and is a predicted model, not a curated record.
AUGUCAUAUCUCGCCGACCAACUCAAAGAAAAGGGCAAUGCCGCAUUCCGUAAUGGCGAAUACAUCGAGGCCGAAGCGUGUUACACACAGGCAAUACAGAAGUACUCGAAGAACCAGCUCAUUUUCACAAAUCGCGCCAAUGUGCGGCUGAAGUUGCAGCAAUGGGAUGGUGCUGUGAAUGAUUGUCUGAAGUCGAUCGAGAUUACUGGGCCUAAUGGACAGAACCACAAGGCUUUUUACUUCUUGGCUCAAGCACAGCUAGCUCUCCACCACCCUCACGAAGCUCUCUCAUCGGCACUGACAGCAUAUCACCAAGUCCUCCACCCAGCGCCAGCAGCAAAGAUCUCGCCUCUAGACCUUCAAACUUUCUCCGCCUUUGUGCUGAAGUGCAAGAAAGCAAAAUUCGCCGCCCGAGAUCGUGAGCGUCUCCGCCGCCAGGGCGAUAUGCGGGCCGAGUUGGAGGAGACUUUGGAAUCACAGAAGCAGCGCGAGCUGGACUCAAUAUCGGCACAGCUUCACCGAGGCCAACUGGGAAAUGUCGAAGCUUCUGAACGCACAGAGGAAGUUGCUGGGAACUACGACUCAAAGAUCGCGACAUUACGAUCUGUCUUCGAAGCAGCGGAUCCAGCGAAUCAUAAGCCGAGGGAGAUCCCAGAUCAUUUGAUCGAUAUGAUCACGUUCGAGCCGAUGCAUGAUCCAGUCAUUACGAAGAACGGACAUUCGUAUGAGCGAGCGACGAUUUAUGAGCAUUUGAAGCGGAGUCCGACGGAUCCUUUGACCAGAGAUGCGUUGAAGGUGGAAGAUCUCAGGAGUAACUUUGGGCUCAAGGCAGCUUGUGACGAGUUCUGGGAGAGCGGUGCGAACAAGCUGGCUUGGCCCAAAGGAUCCCGACCUUCCUUCUUGCGUCGCCCUUUCCUCCUCCUCUUCGUCUGCCUCGUCGCGAUUGUGGCGCUGUACAACGUGCUUCCCCGACUGCGAACGUUGGUUGCGCAGAUCAGCACCCCCAAGCCAGCAUUUAGCUUCCACCAGACCAGACCACUCGUCACAAGCACCACCAUGGGCGCCAACUUCAAGAAGCCGCCGCAGGCACCGCCGCUCUUCACCCACACGCCUGAAAGUCUGCUCAAGGACACCAAGCGCAUUCUCGAUGAGAGCAAAGCGUUGCGGGACAAGAUCGUCAAGGAAGUCACCGCCGAGACUGCCACCUUCAAGAAUGUCGAGCUUCCCUUCGCCCAAGACGACAACCGCAUGUCACUCGAGACCCACAUCAUAGGCUUCUACCAGGCAGUGUCGACCGACGCCAAGGUUCGUGAUGCGUCAACAGAGGCAGAGAAGCAGAUGAACGACUUCUCGAUCGAGGCGUCCAUGCGCGAGGACAUCUUCCAACUUGUGGAUGCAGUCUACAAGAAGCAGAAGGAUGACAAGAGCUUGGAUGCUGAAAGCAGGCGGUUGCUGGAGAAGGACCACAAGGGAUACAUCCGCAUGGGUCUCGGCAUCCCUGCGGGACCUGACCGUGAUCGCUUCAAGGCUAUCAAGAAGAGGCUCUCCGAGCUGAGCAUUACAUUCCAGAAGAACCUCAACGAGGAAAACGGCGGUCUGUGGCUGACACGCAAAGAGCUGGAGGGUGUACCUGCAGAUGUCGUGGAAGGCCUGACAAAGGGCAAGGAGGGCACUGCAGACGAGGGCAAGGUGUUCCUCACGUUCAAGUACCCAGACCUGUUCCCGACUCUGAAGUACUGCAAGAACGAGGAGGUGCGGCAGAGGGUCUUCAUUGCUAAUGAGAACAAAUGCCCUGGCAACACCGAGCUCUUCAAGGAGGCCAUCGUCCUCCGCGAUGAGGGUGCGCGUCUUUUGGGCUACCCCAACCACGCUACUUUCCGCAUCGAAGACAAGAUGGCCAAGACACCAAAGACUGUCGACACCUUCUUGGGUGAUCUCCGGAAGCGCCUCGCGCCAGGUGGUCUCAAGGAGAUUGAGAAGCUCAAGGAGCUGAAGAAGGCCGAGACGGGUAAGGCUGACAAGUACUUCCUCUGGGACCACAGAUUCUACGACACUUUGAUGCUCGAGAAGGAGUAUCAGCUCGAUCAGAAGCUCAUUUCCGAGUACUUCCCACUGCAGACCUCGAUCGGCGGCAUGCUGAACAUCUUUGAGGAGAUCUUCGGUCUGCAAUUCGUCGAGGUGCAGGGCGAGCACAGAGAUCAGAUCUCCGAGACUGGCAAGGGUAACGACAUCGUAUGGCACCAGGAUGUGCAAGUGUUUGCCGUCUGGGACGACCAAGGCGAAGGCGGUGGCUUCGUUGGCUAUCUUUACCUUGAUCUUCACCCACGCGAUGGCAAGUACGGUCACGCCGCAAACUUCAACAUCCAGCCUGGCUUCAUCAAUGAGAAUGGCACGAGGAGAUAUCCCGCGACUGCAUUGGUGUGCAACUUCAGCAAGCCUACCCCGAAGAAGCCAUCUCUCCUUAAGCACGAUGAGGUCGUCACACUCUUCCACGAACUCGGUCACGGUAUCCACGACCUUGUUUCGCGGACAAUCUACAGCCGUUUCCACGGCACUGCGACAGUUAGGGACUUUGUCGAAGCGCCAUCGCAGAUGCUUGAGAACUGGUGCUGGACGCCGUCGCAGAUCAAGUCGCUCAGCAAGCACUGGUCAUACCUCUCGCCCGAGUACGCUGAGGCAUACAAGCAGGAGCACGGGGACAAGCGACCAUCGGAGAACAUUCCUGACGAUGUGAUCCAGUCCAUAAUCCGGACACAACACGUCAAUGAUGCACUGUUCAACCUCCGCCAGCUCCACUUUGGUAUUUUCGACAUGACAGUUCACGAGCCGGCAUCGCAUGCCGACGUUGAGAAGUUGGACGCCUCAGAAACUUACAACAAACUCCGCAAAGAUAUCUCCAAGAUCGACGGCCCUGAAGAGAUUGGCCAAGGGUACCACUGGGGUCACGGUCAGGCCACUUUCGGCCACUUGAUCGGCGGCUACGAUGCUGGCUACUACGGCUACCUCUCCAGCCAAGUCUACUCUGCCGACAUGUUCUACUCCGUCUUCAAGAAGGACCCGAUGAACGGCAAGGAGGGCAGGCGGUAUAGACAUACUGUGCUUGAGAAAGGUGGCAGCCAGGAUGAGAUGGAGACGCUGGAACAGUUCUUGGGCCGUGAGCCGAGUACUGAGGCGUUCUACAAGGAGCUUGGUCUGUCAUAG